UCAUCUUGCAAGAUGGAAACUCUGCCCCAUUGAACACUCCCUCUCCAUCCUCCUGUCCCGCAGCUCCAGGUCCCCACCAUCUGCUUUUUCUAUGAAUUUGCUCUAGGGACCUCACGUGAGUGGAAUCAUACAUUGUCUUUUAUUUUAUUUUUUUUUUGCGGUACACAGGCCUCUCACUGCUGUGGCCUCUCCCGUUGUGGAGCACGGGCUCCGGACGCGCAGGCCCAGCGGCCAUGGCUCACGGGCCCAGCCGCUCCGCGGCACGUGGGAUCUUCCCGGACCGGGGCACAAACCCGUGUCCCCUGCAUCAGCAGGCGGACUCUCAACCACUGUGCCACCAGGGAAGCCCCAUACAUUGUCUUUUUGUGUCUGGCUUAUUUCACUGGACAUGAUGUCCUCAAGGACCAUCCACGAUGUGGCAUGUGUCAGUACUUCCUUCUUUUUUAAGGCUGAAUAGUGUUCCAUUGUGUGGAUGGACCGCAUUUUGUGGAUGCAUUCAUCUGUCAGUGGACGCUUGGGUAGUUCCACCUUUUGACUACUGUGAAUAAUACUGCAUUGAACAUGACUGUGCAAAUAUGUCUUCUAGUUCCUGCUUUCAGUUCUUUUGGGUACAGACCCAGAAGUGGAAUUGCUGUCUCCUAUGGGGAUUCUAUAUUUAAUUUUUUGAGGAACUGCUGCACUGUUUUCCACAGUGGCUGCACCAACUUUUACGGUCCUACCAGCCACACAAAAGAAUUCCAAUCCCUCCACGCCCUUGCCAACACUUUUCUUUCUUUUUUUUUGUUUUGCGGUAUGCGGGCCUCUCACUGCCGUGGCCUCUCCCACUGCGGAGCACAGGCUCUGGACGCGCAGGCUCAGCGGCCAUGGCUCACGGGCCCAGCGGCUCCGCGGCAUGUGGGAUCUUCCUGAACCAGGGCACGAACCCGCGUCCCCUGCAUCGGCAGGCGGACUCUCAACCACCGCGCCACCAGGGAAGCCCCCUCUUCUUCUUUUGACUCACCAGUGCCCCAGGUCAGCGAGCCGAGGGCCCCGGACUCCAGUCGGAUGCAGAUGCCGCCGGGGAACCCACUGCUGUUGUCGCUCACGCUGCAGGAGCUGCUGGCCAAGGACGCUGUGCAGGUGGAGCUCAUCCCCGAGAAGAAGGGCCUCUUCCUCAAGCACGUGGAGUAUGAGGUUUCCAGCCAGCGCUUCAAGUCCUGCGUGUAUCGACGGUACAAUGACUUCGUGGUCUUCCACGAGAUGCUGCUGCAGAAGUUCCCGUACCGCAUGGUGCCGGCCCUCCCGCCCAAGAGGAUGCUGGGAGCCGACAGGGAGUUCAUCGAGGCCCGGAGGAGAGCACUGAAGCGCUUCAUCAACCUGGUGGCCCGGCACCCGCCCUUCUCCGAGGACGUUGUUCUCAAGCUCUUCCUGUCCUUCAGUGGCCCCGAUGUGCAGAACAAGUUGAAGGAAUGCGCUCAGUGUGUGGGAGACGAGUUCAUGAACUGUAAGCUGGCUGCUCGGGCCAAGGACUUCCUCCCAGCCGACAUCCAGACUCAGUUCGCCAUCAGCCGGGAGCUGAUUCGCAACAUCUACAACAGCUUCCACAAGCUCCGCGACAGGGCCGAGCGGAUGGUGUCGCGGACCAUCGACAAUGCUGCUGACCUCCUCAUCUUCGGGAAGGAGCUGAGUGCUUUAGGGUCUGACACGACCCCGCUCCCCUCCUGGGCCACUCUGAACAGUAGCACGUGGGGGUCCCUCAAACAGGCGCUGAAAGGCCUGUCCGUUGAAUUUGCACUGCUCGCUGACAAGGCUGCACAGCAGGGCAAACAGGAGGAGAACGACGUGGUGGAGAAACUGAACCUCUUCCUGGAUUUGCUCCAGUCCUAUAAAGACCUGUGUGAGCGGCACGAGAAGGGCGUGCUGCACAGGCACCAGCGGGCGCUGCACAAGUACAGCCUGAUGAAGAGGCAGCUGAUGAGCGCCGCCGUGCAGAACCGCGAGCCCGAGUCUGUGGAGCAGCUGGAGUCCCGCAUCGUGGAGCAGGAGAACGUGAUCCAGACGAUGGAGCUUCGCAACUACUUCUCCCUGUACUGCCUGCACCAGGAGACGCAGCUGGUCCACGUCUACCUGCCCCUUACCUCCCACAUCCUCGGGGCCUUCGUCAGCUCACAGAUCCAGGGGCACAAGGAGAUGAGCAAGGUGUGGAAUGACCUGCAGCCCAAGCUACAGUGCCUCUUCGCUGGACCGCACGGCGCCCCAAGCCCACUGAGGUCCCCGCAGGACGGCCUGUCUCCUCACUAGUGCCGGGAGGAUGUGGGCGGCAGCUCCGGCGCCCUCACUAAAACUUCUUUCCAAA
Lagenorhynchus albirostris (white-beaked dolphin) is the source of this 2335-nucleotide messenger RNA. It is a transcript of the gene SNX8, whose product is annotated as sorting nexin 8. Gene Ontology annotation, molecular function: phosphatidylinositol binding. Lineage: Eukaryota; Metazoa; Chordata; Mammalia; Artiodactyla; Delphinidae. The record is from RefSeq and is a predicted model, not a curated record. The coding region runs from base 1045 to 2280 and encodes 411 amino acids. Gene Ontology annotation, biological process: retrograde transport, endosome to Golgi. The transcript is spliced from 11 exons.